UCUCCGUACGAGGCAAUCAGGGCCUCCAUUUCUCUCUCGCGCUAAAAGCGAACCGGUACGUUGUUAACUUGGGUAACUAUAAGUAGAACUAGAAGACCGGAGAUAAUGGGCCUGACAAUUGGGCCCACUAGGCUCAGGCCCAAGGAUUUCGAACAGCGCGAUUAGGAGGGAAAAAAACCGAAGAAAAAACGGGCACAUUUGGUCUUCUUCGCUCCCUCUUCUUUCUAGGGUUGCCUGGUCAGGCCGUCAGGCCAAAUCCUCCGUCGGAAUCUUCAAAGCAAUGUCCAAAGAAAACGUUCAGACGUACGGCGGAGGGCUCACGGUGGAACAAAGAAACCGCAUCUCUCGGAAUUUCAGAGCCGCCAAGGCCCUCAUUGAUCGCAAACGCCCCCGCAACGACGCCGUUUCAUCUGAUCAUCACCUCCCUCAUACCAAAAUUUGUGGCGGAAAUGGAAUCCAAACGCCAGCUCAGCUCAAUAGAGUUCAAAGAACUCCUCUUUCCGAGCUACCGAUGAACACACCGCCUCCGAUUUCCGCAAGCCGGUACAAUUCAGCGCGUGGUGAAUAUGGCAGUGCUUCGUGUUCCGGGAGCUUAAGCAUUAGCCGGAUUGAAUCAAGUGUGUCAAAAUCGGAUUCUUUCACAACUCCAAUCGGACAACCGCAUUUUCCAACUUCAUUCAGUUCUUUCUCUGCACGUGGAAUUCUUGGCGAUGAUGAUUUCGAUGAGAGUAUUUUGCAGGAAAUUGACGCUUUAAUCGAGCAGAAACCGAGUGUGGACAUUCAGCGUGAUGAUAUUGGGAGUUGUGGUAGUGAUGUUAGUGCCGCAUCAGCGCCGCCUUUGGGUAGUGAAAACCAAACAGAUUCUGUUAACCAUGGAUUGCCUAACAUGCCGGAUGAGUAUUCGAAGUAUUUGCUAUCUCUCAAUGAAAGGCAGCGCGAGGCAGCUUGCAGCGAUAUUUCAGUACCUUUGAUGAUUGUUGCCGGCCCUGGAAGUGGAAAGACUUCAACGAUGGUUGGGCGCGUUCUAAUGCUGCUCAAUGAGGGCAUUAGCGCGUUGAACAUUCUAGCAAUGACUUUCACUACAGCAGCAGCUUCUGAGAUGAGAGAUCGAAUUGGAGCCGUGACUGGGAAACCAACGGCAAAACUACUUACAAUCAGCACAUUUCAUUCAUUUUCGUUGCAACUUUGCCGAUCACAUGCUGAGAAACUCGAACGCACACCAGAAUUUUUGAUAUAUGGACAUGGGCAACAGAGAAGAGCAAUCAUUGAAGCUGUGCGGUUAUCAGAAGAUGAAAAGAGUAAAACAAACCUUAAUGUUGCUAUAGAUGGGGAAGAAUCUAACGGUGUAACAUCUCCACAUCAUUUUAAGGAUGCAUCAAAGAAAUGGCUGAAGUUUGUGACACAGGCAAAAGCUUCUGGAAAGACUCCUGCUGAAUGCCGAAGAAUGGGUGAUGUGACAGGAGGCGAAAUUCUUAGGAAUUACAAUGAUAUCUUAAACUCGUGCAAUGCUUUGGACUACCAUGACUUAAUUAGCUGCUCUGUGAAGCUGCUAAGUGAUUUUCCUGAAGUGUUGAAGGAGUGCCAGGAAUUAUGGAAAGCUAUUGUAAUAGAUGAGUUUCAAGACACAAGUGCUAUGCAAUAUAGUCUUUUGCGGAUUCUCUCAUCUCAUAACCAUAUAACCAUUGUUGGUGAUGAUGAUCAGUCCAUUUUCAGUUUCAAUGGGGCAGACAUUUCUGGUUUUGAGUCUUUUCGUAAAGAUUUUUCAAAUUACAAAGAGAUUAGGCUUAAUAAAAACUAUCGGUCCACACGCUAUAUUGUGGAAGCUGCAUCUUCUGUUAUAAAAAACAAUAAGAAGCGAUGCCAAUUAAAGAAUGUUGACACCGACAAUUCUUCUGGGUCUAAGGUAAUUAUCAAGGAAAGUCACAAUGAGGAUGCACAAUGCGCCUUUGUUGUAGACAAGAUCCUAGAGACUGCAUCUAAACGGUCAGAAGCAGGGUGCUCCUAUGGAAGCAUAGCAAUCCUUUACCGGAGGCAGGUAUCAGGAAAAGUCUUCCAGACAGCCUUGCGUGAAAGGAAAAUACCAUUUAAUGUUCAUGGAGUGGCCAUUUAUAGGAAGAAGGUAGUUAGAGCCAUUAUUGCUAUGAUUAAAACGACUUUGCCUGGUUGUGAUGAUGGUUCAUAUAGGCAAGUCUUCAAGGCUUUACUUCCUUUUGAGAAAGAGGAAAAGAAGAAGGUGAUUGAUUAUAUCGACAAAAUUUUGACUCAUAGAAAAUGCAGCUUCAUAUCAGCUGCUUGUGACAUCUUUAGUGCAAAAAUUUCUGGUACCUUGAAGAGGACUCAGCUUACCCAGGGACGCAAGGUGCUGUUAACUUUAGAGAUGAUUUCAAAACUUGUUCUCAGGGAACAAUCGAUUUCAGCUGUCAUAACCUCGGUUGCGAAUAUGGUACCACAGAAGUACCUUCUUGGGCAACGUGCGGUCGUGGAUGUAGAUGGAGGAAAACUGCUGAAUGAAGACAAUGACAUGAGAUCUGUUCUUCAGUACCUACUGGACGAUGUAUCUGAUUUCUUAUCAACUCAUUUUGUUGCGGGAGAAGGGGAGAGAGAAGUCAUAGCAGAAGAAAAAGGCUGUGUUAAUUUACUCAAAGCUUUCAUCGACUACAUAUCUGAGCGGGAGAGUGAAAAUUUUCGCUCCAGAAGACAUGACAACCAAAGUUCUGUCACUUUGACUACCAUUCAUCAGUCAAAAGGUUUAGAGUGGGAUAUAGUUUUCAUAAUUAAGGUAAAUGAAUCUGAGAUUCCAUUGUUGCAUGAAUUCAAUGGCAUUGCAAAAGAGAAUGGGACCUCCAUUGAGGAGGAAAGGCGCCUCUUAUAUGUUGCAAUGACUCGUGCUCGAAAAAAGCUUUUCAUUCUUUAUGUUACGAUGGAUUCCAGUUGGCAGAUGCUUCAACCUUCGCGAUUUCUGAAAGAAAUUCCAAAUCAUCUACGAGAAGUCCAGGCUGACAUAAGUACAGAAGGCUUACAAUCAAAGCAUCAUGAUACUUCAAAAGAAUCUAUUCCAUUGACAGAUGAUCCCAAACCAAACCUCCUACCUUCUGAAGUUGUUAUGGUGCAAAAUGAUCUCCAUCACAGUAAAUUUGACGAUGCUUCUGCAGAAUCGAUGGAAUUUGGGGAGGAAAACCAUGGAAAUGGUUUCUUAAAAAGAUUCAGUGUGGAUGAGAGAUCGAUUAUCUCUCAUUUAUUUAAUGACUGGGCUAAGAAGCAAGCAUUUCAAGAUCCUAAGAGAUUACUUGACAAGGUCGGUUUUGUAAUAGAUGAACGCAUACGAGCCAAGAACUACAAACACAAGGACAGUUUGCGCUCACUCAAAUCUUGCUUGAAAGAUGAAGAUGCAUUUCAUUAUGCCCAAUAUGUUUUGAGAUGGCAGAAAAUACCUGCAGAUCAACGUGCUCAUUUGAUGAGGGAGAAACAGGAGCAUUUCCAGAAGUUACGGAUUGAGAACUCAAUGGGUUCAUCCGAACCAACACCGAAACAGAUUUCUUAUCUGCAAAGUUUGGGCUGCACCGUGGCUCCUACGUCGCGCCUCCAUGCUUCUCGUUUGAUCGAGCAGUACAAGUCAUUGUGAUCAAAGAUCGCCAUUGUGAUAUAUGUCUGAAAGAUGAUCAUUUGGUAAAACUUUCUGCACCAAUAUUAAAGCCUUAAUUAGAUUACUCCAACUAGAAGAUUA
Messenger RNA from Pyrus x bretschneideri (Chinese white pear), 3724 nucleotides. RefSeq names its product ATP-dependent DNA helicase SRS2-like protein At4g25120. NCBI's taxonomy places the organism in Eukaryota, Viridiplantae, Streptophyta, Magnoliopsida, Rosales, Rosaceae. The record is from RefSeq and is a predicted model, not a curated record. Gene Ontology annotation, biological process: recombinational repair. The coding region runs from base 281 to 3622 and encodes 1113 amino acids. The transcript has 28 exons. Gene Ontology annotation, molecular function: DNA binding; hydrolase activity; 3'-5' DNA helicase activity. Gene Ontology annotation, cellular component: nucleus.